Molecule: messenger RNA, 1249 nt
Organism: Rubroshorea leprosula
Lineage: Eukaryota; Viridiplantae; Streptophyta; Magnoliopsida; Malvales; Dipterocarpaceae
Source: the annotation of a GenBank genome assembly
GAAGAAGCCGAGGAUUCCAUAACUGGAAGCCGUUAAGGCUCUUCGCGGUGGAAGUGAAACCCGGAAGAAUCUCAGAAAUCGCAGAGAAUCGAAAUGGCGUUGGAAGAAGGGAACCUUAAAUCUUCAGUCAGCACUGAAGAAGAGAUCAAGAACCCUAACCCUAACUCCAAGGAGGAGGAGGAGGAGAACGACGAUGAUAAGGAGCUGGAGGAGGGAAAGAUCGGCGGGGGUGACGGUGACGCUACGUCUUCUUCUUCCCAGGUGAAAGCGGUUACCUACCAGCCUCACCCGCUCGAGCACUCCUGGACCUUCUGGUUCGAUAAUCCUACUGCCAAAUCCAAGCAAGCCAUUUGGGGUAGUUCCAUGCGCGCGAUUUACACUUUUGACACUGUUGAGGAAUUCUGGAGCCUAUACAACAAUAUACAUCACCCUAGCAAGUUGGCUGUGGGGGCAGACUUUCACUGUUUCAAAUAUAAAAUUGAGCCGAAGUGGGAAGAUCCUGUCUGUGCUAACGGGGGCAAGUGGACCCUAACUUUUUCUAGAGGAAAGUCAGAUAUAUGUUGGCUGUACACGUUGCUGGCUAUGAUUGGAGAACAAUUUGAUCAUGGUGAUGAAAUUUGCGGUGCGGUUGUUAGUGUUAGAGCCAAGCAGGAAAAAAUAGCGUUGUGGACCAAGAACGCUGCAAAUGAAACUGCUCAGAUAAGCAUUGGGAAACAGUGGAAAGAAUUCCUUGAUUACAAUGAUACUAUAGGGUUCAUAUUUCAUGAGGAUGCAAAGAAACAUGACAGAGGUGCCAAGAAUCGCUACACAAUAUGAACUCUGCAUGUGGUUUAUCUCUACCAUAUGUUGAGGUGAUGUUAGAUAUACAUUACAUGGUAGCAGUUUCAUAGCAAAUGAUUCUUGGGGCUUUGAGUUGGUUUUUUUUUUUUUUUCCCUCCACAAAUUAGAGUGCCAGCUUGUAGUUUUAGUCUGACAAUUUCACAUGAUGAUUACUGGUUGCAACCAUUUUUUCUUUUUGUUAGCUAAAAUCUGAUUAACAGUCGAUAGAAUAACUGCUCAGUUCUCAUUGACAUGCAGUUUUUGAUGCACAACUUUUAUAAUCACAGAUGGUUUGGCCAUUGCAGAUGUUCUAUUCUCUGACUGUCUUCCAAUGGUUUAACGGAUGUUAUAUUCACUUCUUUUUCUAGUAGUCUUCCUUGCACACUAAUUUUUUAAGUCAUGUUUGGUUGAAGAAAUGACUAUUUUCUGG